This is a messenger RNA of Fonsecaea monophora, 933 nucleotides long. RefSeq lists its product as hypothetical. Gene Ontology annotation, molecular function: oxidoreductase activity, acting on NAD(P)H, oxygen as acceptor. Bases 1 to 933 code for a protein of 310 amino acids. The record is from RefSeq and is a predicted model, not a curated record. Gene Ontology annotation, cellular component: intracellular anatomical structure. Lineage: Eukaryota; Fungi; Ascomycota; Eurotiomycetes; Chaetothyriales; Herpotrichiellaceae. The transcript has 4 exons.
AUGUUUCCUGCACGAACGUUGCGCUCUCUUUUCACCUCUCUUUCCCGGUCCCCACCACUCAAGCCUACAUCAUGCUCGUUCCUCUCCCCUCGUCGCACCCUCCGAACUCUGCCACUCUUUUCUUUGGAAGACAAAACAUGCGUGGUGACUGGAUCUGCGCGAGGACUGGGAAAAGAAUUCCUCACGGCCUUUGCCCUCUCCGGCGCCAAAGGAGCUUGCAUUGACUUGUCAUUGAAGGACUGCAAAUCGUCCAUUGCCUCCAUAGCCUCUCAAGUCCGAGACGCGUACCCAAAUGACCCUGUCCCAGAACUUCGUGCCUACGAGUGCAACGCCACGAUCGAAUCGGACGUGAAGACCACGUGGGCCAAGAUCGUGGAAGACUUUGGGAAAGUCGAUGUCCUUGUCACGGCUGCUGGAAUCGUAGAUAACGUCGAGGCUGAGAAUUACGAAUAUUCUCGGUGGCGGAAGAUGUUGGACAUCAACAUUGAGCAAGUCAUUCCACGUUACCGUGUCGGCUCAUGGCUUUUCGCCCGUGAGGCUGGCAAGCACAUGCUCCAACACAAGAUCCAGGGUUCUAUCAUACUGAUUGCAUCGAUGUCUGCGACGAUUUGUGUCCGCCCUCAAAAGCAAGCCGCCUACAACACCUCCAAGGGCGCUGUGCAGAUGCUCUCCAAGUCCCUGGCGACGGAAUGGGGUCCAAGAGGAAUCAGAGUCAACAGCCUCAGCCCAGGCUAUAUGAGGACGGAUCUCAUAAAAGGACUGUUGGAGAAUGAAGGCAAAGAGCUCGUGAACAACUGGGAAAAGGACAUUCCGAUGGGAAGAAUGGCAGAGCCACACGAGUUGAGGGGCACGAUUGUCUGGAUGGCCAGUGGAGCGAGCAGCUAUUUAAAUGGAAGUGAUGUGAUCGUAGAUGGCGGCUACACUGCUUGGUAA